GCCAUUUUUGUUUGAGACAGGAUGACAGGGGGGACGGAGCAGAUGAGGAUAUAAUUUGUGAAACAGAUGACAAAAUAAACUCUGCUUUCAAGGGUAUGGCAAAGAGGUGUUGGGACCACCGACGCAGCUAAGGGGAACUGGUGUUUGUGGCGCACCUUCAAAGAAACUGCGGAUUUUAUGCAAGUUUACUGGAUCUUCUGUUCCGUUUUCCUAUGGCGUAGAUAAGCACCAGUCUUUUAAAAAAAUACAGUAUUUUUCUUUUUUGGUGUGGAAGGAGUGACUUCUGAUUAAUUUAAGAAUACAGUUUUCGUUGUUUUCAUCAUUAAAUGAAAGCCAAAGAAAUGUGUAAUGCAAGGAAACAUUUCUAGCACUACUACAUCUACCCUUGUUGGUACCGAGGACGGAGUAAUAACGACAACUGGACAUUUUUUGGAUGUUCGCUGGCGAUUGUCGAAUAACGUUGCUGAAUUUCUAGCUAGCUAGCUAGCUGGCUGCUAGUUAGCUAAAGAACUGUUUCAGAAAAAGAAGAAGCAAGAUUGCCAUUUUCUCCUGGAAGGUCACGCACCAAAGGAUAACAGUCAACGAUGACAAGUAAUAUUCCAUCCGAUAUGAUAAACUUGAGGCUGAUCUUGGUGAGUGGAAAGACAAAAGAGUUCCUGUUCUCUCCCAAUGACUCUGCUGCCGACAUCGCCAAACAUGUGUAUGAUAACUGGCCAAUGGACUGGGACGCAGAGCAGGUCAGCAGCCCCAACAUCCUGAGGCUUAUCUACCAGGGGAGGUUCCUGCACGGCAACGUGACGCUAGGAGCACUAAAACUUCCCCUUGGCAAGACUACAGUGAUGCAUUUAGUUGCCAGAGAGACAUUGCCAGAGCCAAAUUCUCAAGGUCAGAGGAACCGCGAAAAGACCGGAGAAAGCAACUGCUGUGUGAUCCUGUAAAUACAUCAAGUUAUCUCCUCUAACCAUGAUGUAAUAUAGUCUUUGUCUUUCAUGCUGCUGAAACAGACACUUAACUUUGCUUUGAGGACCAGUAGAAGCAGUUUGUUUUUAAGAAGCCUGAAAAAAUGUUGCUCUGAACUGGAUCAUCAUAUUUUUACGUUUCAUACCUCAGUAUCGGACUUCCUUCUUAUUAACCUUGAAUGCAGGUUGACUGUUGCAUUUAAACAUUGUGUUGACCCUGGUAGAGCAGACAGUUUGCACAUGAGAAGGGCAGUAUUUUUGCUUAUUGCACAGUGUAAUGAUUACGGUUUCUCUGAAGUCUUCAUAAACAGGAAUAUAUUUGUUGAACUCCAUUGAAGAGGCUUGUACAUUACCUGACGAUCUUGUUAAUCCUGUAGUUCUUUUUUUUCAGAGAUUUAGGUCUUCUGUACAUGUUGAAGGUGGAUGACUUGGAUAACACAGAAGUUAGGCUGGGUUGAAUUUUACCACAUAUUCCAUCACUAAACCUUUUGGUGAUACAGUGCGUGUGGUCUGAAGUUAAGGGGCUCUGGUGUUACAUACUCAACCCUCCUGUGCUCCAUAAUGGAUCAUUUAUCCACUGACAGAAUUACGCUUCUAAGCUUUGCUACUAUCAAUAUUUUGAGCAUUAUAAGACCAAUUAUCAAUGUGCCUAUAGUCUGAAUACAAUCAACAAGGAUUUGACUUUUUUCCAUUUGCAUUCCAAAAGUGUAAAUUAUGGUCUAAUUCCAACAGUAAUGCCACUGGUGCAUAUCCUAGCCUUAGACUUUAUUAUGUCACUGUAGUCUUCAUUGCGUGUUAAAGAACACCAAACAAAUGUCCAUAGCAUUUCUGUCCAUUGCGUUGUGACUGUGUUUUGACAGUCAGUAUGCGUACUGUACCUUAAUCGCCCAGUGUUUUGUACCACUGUGCAGAAUGGUUAUCAUCACACCUUCGUUU
Messenger RNA from Megalops cyprinoides (Indo-Pacific tarpon), 1895 nucleotides. Its product is annotated as ubiquitin-like protein 3. The transcript is spliced from 5 exons. Gene Ontology annotation, molecular function: protein binding. The coding region runs from base 585 to 938 and encodes 117 amino acids. The record is from RefSeq and is a predicted model, not a curated record. Lineage: Eukaryota; Metazoa; Chordata; Actinopteri; Elopiformes; Megalopidae.